AGAACUCUCACGUCAACGGUUUAUCUUUGCAUUGGGCAGGGUUUUUUUACUGGACGCAUCGUGCUUUCAGCCACACUGGCAUCCUGAUGCGAUUUCAUCGAUAGCCAAACACGACACACCUUUCUGCGGACUGAAUCUCUCCAUACGCUUCUCCGUUACGAGCGCACGCAGCACCUCCCCCCACACACUUUUGGGCACCAGAGCUUCUCUUUGCCCUCUCGCUUCGUUUCUUUCUGUACGUUCACGAUCUGUUCUUCGUGGGCACCGGCGAUGGGGAUUCUCGGAUUGUCAAAGCUGCUCUACGAGAAGGCGCCCAAUGCCAUCAAGGAGCAGGAGCUGAAAAACUUCUUUGGUCGCCGGGUGGCGAUUGACGCGUCCAUGAGCAUCUACCAGUUUAUUAUCGCUAUGAAAGGCUUCCAAGACGGACAAGGGAUGGAGCUGACAAACGAACAAGGCGAGGUGACGUCGCACCUCAACGGCUUGUUUGCGCGGACGCUCCGCAUGAUUGACGAGGGCAUAAAGCCCAUUUACGUCUUCGACGGCAAGCCACCCCAGCUGAAGGCCGAGGAGCUGGAGACGCGCCGGCAGAAGGCGGCAGAGGCGGAGAAGGAGUUUGAGAAGGCGAAGGAUGCUGGCGAUGACGAGAUGAUGGAAAAGAUGAGCAAGCGAACCGUCCGCGUGAGUCGGGAGCAGAUUGAAGAGUGCAAGAGGCUGCUGCUGCUGAUGGGUGUGCCGGUGGUUCAGGCCCCGUCGGAAGCGGAGGCGCAGUGCGCGGAGCUUGUGAAGAAGGGCAAGGCGUGGGGCGUGGGCACAGAGGACAUGGAUGCCUUGACGUUUGGCUCGACUAUCAUGCUCCGGCACCUGAACAUUAGUGAGGCCAAAAAGCGCCCCAUUGCGGAGAUCCACCUUGACGACGUCCUGCAGACCACCGGGUUUUCCAUGAACCAGUUCAUUGACCUCUGCAUCCUUCUGGGCUGCGACUACGUGCCUAAGGUGCCGGGAAUCGGCCCGCAGAAGGCGUGGGAGGGAAUUCAGCGCUACGGCUCUAUCGACGCUUUUCUCGAGUCCCUCGACACCACCAAGCACACCAUCCCCCCUGACUUCUACUACAAGGAGGCGAGGGCCUUUUUCCAAAACCCCGAAGUGACGCCGGCGGAGGAGGUGGACAUUCAGUUCACGGAGCCAGACGAAGAGGGACUCGUUCAGUUUCUUGUGAAGGAGAAACUUUUCAACCCGGAACGCGUUCGCAAAGGUGUUGCCCGCCUCCGUGCCGCGCUCACAAAGAAGACGCAGGGCCGGCUAGAUAGCUUCUUCACCAUCACUAGGGCCGCGCCGGCAGCCAAGGAACGCACCCCGCUCGCGGGGACGAAGCGUCCACGCGACGGUAAAACCGUGCAUGUUUCCGGUACCCUGCAGAAGUCAACGAGCGGUCACAAAAAGGCAGUGAGGAAGUGA
Leptomonas pyrrhocoris is the source of this 1455-nucleotide messenger RNA. RefSeq names its product putative flap endonuclease-1 (FEN-1). Gene Ontology annotation, molecular function: 5'-flap endonuclease activity; DNA binding; 5'-3' exonuclease activity. Bases 271 to 1455 code for a protein of 394 amino acids. NCBI's taxonomy places the organism in Eukaryota, Euglenozoa, Kinetoplastea, Trypanosomatida, Trypanosomatidae. The transcript has a single exon. The record is from RefSeq and is a predicted model, not a curated record.